Heterocephalus glaber (naked mole-rat) is the source of this 1736-nucleotide messenger RNA. It is a transcript of the gene Ess2, whose product is annotated as ess-2 spliceosome associated protein. The record is from RefSeq and is a predicted model, not a curated record. Gene Ontology annotation, cellular component: catalytic step 2 spliceosome. Lineage: Eukaryota; Metazoa; Chordata; Mammalia; Rodentia; Bathyergidae.
CCCAAAGCCCUGUGGCGCUUUUGUGCCGCGCUAGCCCUUCUGGGAUAGGGAUGGGGACUCCCGGACCUUCGGGCCGGCCUCUGUUGCUCCCGAGCGCGUCAGGGCCCCCAGAGAAGCGCACGGCUAGGGAGGCUGGGGCUGCGAAGAGUAAGCAGCGAGUUCUAGAUGAGGAAGAGUAUAUCGAGGGCCUCCAGACAGUCAUCCAGAGGGAUUUCUUUCCUGAUAUAGAGAAGCUACAGGCACAGAAGGAGUAUCUAGAGGCUGAGGAGAAUGGAGACUUGGAACGAAUGCGCCAGAUUGCCAUCAAAUUUGGCUCUGCCCUGGGCAAGAUGUCUCGAGAGCCUCCACCACCUUAUGUGACUCCAGCCACAUUUGAAACCCCUGAGGUACACACAGGUACUGGAGUGGUAGGCAACAAGCCCAGGCCCAGAGCCGGAGGUCUGGAGGAUGGAGAGGCUGGAGAGGAGGAGGAAAAGGAGCCACUGCCCAGCCUGGAUGUUUUCCUGAGCCGCUACACAAGCGAAGAUAAUGCCUCCUUCCAGGAGAUCAUGGAGGUGGCCAAAGAGAAAAGUCGGGCUCGCCAUGCCUGGCUUUACCAGGCUGAGGAGGAGUUUGAGAAGAGGCAGAAAGAUAAUCUUGAACUCCCAUCAGCAGAGUACCAGGCCAUCGAGAACAGCCAGGCCGGCGUGGAGACCUGGAAGUACAAGGCCAAGAAUUCCCUCAUGUACUAUCCAGAGGGUGUCCCUGAUGAAGAACAGCUGUUUAAGAAACCCCGGCAAGUGGUGCAUAAGAACACUCACUUCCUGAGGGAUCCCUUCAGCCAGGCUCUGAGCAGAUCCCAGCUGCAGCAAGCAGCUGCCCUCAAUGCCCAGCACAAACAGGGCAAGGUGGGCCCUGAUGGCAAGGAGCUCAUUCCCCAGGAGUCCCCCCGAGUGGGCGGAUUUGGAUUUGUUGCCACCCCUUCUCCGGCCCCUGGUGUGAACGAGUCCCCGCUGAUGACCUGGGGGGAGGUAGAGAACACACCACUGAGAGUUGAAGGGUCAGAGACCCCCUACGUGGACAGGACACCAGGGCCAGCCUUCAAGAUCUUGGAGCCUGGCCGCAGGGAGCGGCUAGGCCUGAAGAUGGCCAAUGAGGCAGCUGCCAAGAACCGGGCCAAGAAGCAGGAAGCCCUGCGGAGAGUGACAGAGAACUUGGCCAGCCUCACACCCAAAGGCCUAAGUCCAGCCAUGUCCCCAGCUCUACAGCGGCUUGUGAGCAGGACAGCCAGCAAGUAUACAGAUCGUGCUUUGCGGGCCAGCUACACACCAUCCCCAGCACGUUCGACUCACCUUAAGACCCCGGCUGGUGGCCCUCAGACUCCCACGAGCACACCAGCUCCAGGCUCUGCCCCACGCACACCUCUCACACAAGACCCAGCCUCCAUCACGGACAACCUACUGCAGCUCCCUGUCCGCCACAAAGCCUCGGACUUCUUUUAGAGCCAGUCUGGACUGGGCCCACAGAUGCUUCAUGGAGCCUGAAAUACAGAGGACUCCAGCUGCUGAGGACCAAGGCUGGGCCCAGAGGUGGUUGAUCACAGGAACCACAGAUGACGAGUGCUGUGCAGCAGCCAGGCUGGCACAAGAUAUACACUACUCCCUUUGGGGCGCAGCACCAAUGCUGCCUCCUAGGGCCUUGGUGGAACUGUUUUCUAUUUAACCCCUACCUGAACUGUCAUUAAAGAAUAACUGGUA